Pantherophis guttatus is the source of this 7238-nucleotide messenger RNA. It is a transcript of the gene CLDN12, whose product is annotated as claudin 12. Lineage: Eukaryota; Metazoa; Chordata; Lepidosauria; Squamata; Colubridae. The record is from RefSeq and is a predicted model, not a curated record. Gene Ontology annotation, cellular component: plasma membrane.
AAUGACGAUUCAUAGAAUGUCAUUCAAUAGUUCAUACAUGUAUCUAGUUUUGCACUUCAUAUCUAAUGAAAAAUGAAUGCAAAAUCUAACAUUAGGGUUGAAAAUACUUGGAGUUCAGAAUAUAAUGUACCCAUUGGGGAAUUUUAACUACCUGGGAGGAUGGUGGUCUAUAAAAUUUCUUGUUCUGUAGACGGAAGUUUUCUAAAUGAUUCAAAAAAGGUGGUGAGUUAGACAAUUGAUAGCUUCUCGUUCUCCUACAUUGUUUGGAGAAAUGGAAAGGCAGUAAUGAAGCUUGUACAUUAGUAUUCUAGGAAGUGGAGUUGGGAGUGGAGACCAAAUUGGAGAAAGAGAGAAGCCACCUGGUUAAUACAUCCUGCUAAGCUAUAAUUUAUUGUGAAAAUAGUUGAUUAAGCCAUAAUGGAUGUACACGUUUCAUCAUGCCAUAACCUGUGGCUUAUUAGAUAUAUAAUGGCUGGUUUUAUCUAGCCAGUAGAACUAGCUUCUGAAUAAACUUCCAUCUAGUUAUGCUGUAAAUUCCCUGAAGGCAGAGAUGAGUAAAAUGAAAGCCCAGGGCUUGUAGACUUUUAUUCCUUUUUGGCAACCCUUUGCAUCCCUCUGAUUAUAGUUGCUGAAAAUCAAGAACACCCAUUGCACCAUAUUCAGAUUUGUGUGAGAUGGCCAUUCCCAUUUUACUUUCCUAUAAAAUGUCACGUCAAUUUUCCCUAGAUCUAAGAUUUGGCUGUGUAUGCUUUCCCCUUUUAAACAAGGGCAACUUGCUGUCUUUCUAAUGCCAAAUCAGCAACUACUUUAAAACUUGGCUAUCGUUGGUUCAAACUAGAGUUGCGAGAUCUGACUAUCACUAUCUGAUCAAUAGUGGGUCCACGGAUGCAUUGCAGGAACUGAACUUGUUUUUUGUCCUAACGAUAACUUUACUAAUGUUCAUUAAAAACACCUCUUCAAAAUGAAACUUAAAGCGUCGCAAGAGAAUAACUGUACUUUCUAUAUAUUUUGUAAUUAAACAUCCAUUUUAAUAUUUUUAGGAUAAAAAUCCAUUCGCAGAAUUCACACUGGCUUGUUUAAAAAAAAAAAACUGCGGUAAAGCAACCCUAACAACUAGAAGUCUCGAAGGCGAAAGCUCAUUUCACUCAAACCGCUUCCUUUUGGCAAUUAAUCCCGAUCCGGUCCUCAAAGGACAACCUCAAUUACAGCCGGGAAGGUGUAGACUUCAGUAAUAUCUAUUAAAGGAGGAUGUUGGGAAUUGUAGUCUUUGGAAGCACGUGGAAACUAAGAGAACUGUGGAGAGAAACUACAGUCCCAGGAAGCUUUGGGCAGACCUGGAAAAGGCAGCCACUUCCUGAAAAUCCGGGAGAUCGAAGAUGGAUUCGGUGUUUGCAAUUGUGUGCAUUGUGCGUGGGAAGCAGUAAUUGGGAUUGAAGAAAGUUAGAUACGGUGUACAAAACAAAGAUUCCAAGGUAGUCAUUGACUUACAGCUUGGCGAUUGUUUGAAGUUACGACAGACCAUCCAAAGGAACCUUUUUCACCUAUUGCAAUGGGCUGCCGGGACGUUCAUGCUGCGACGGUCCUAGCCUUCCUCUCUGGAACAGCUGCUUUAUCAGGACUCAUUGCAGCGGCACUGCUUCCAAACUGGAGACAAAUGCGACUCUACACCUUUAACAAAAAUGAAAAGAACGUGACGGUUUACACUGGGCUGUGGAUUAAGUGUGUUCGCUUUGAUGGGAGCAAAGACUGUGUCAUUUAUGACACUGAAUGGUACAUAGCAGUCGAUCAGCUAGAUUUGCGUGUCCUCCAGUUGGCUCUUCCCAUUAGCAUGUUGACCACCGUCUUGGCCCUUUUUCUCUGUUUAAUUGGCAUGUGUAACACCGCCUUUGUAUCCACAGUGCCCAACAUCAAGCAGGUCAGGUGCCUCAUCAAUAGUGCAGGCUGCCAUCUUGUGGCCGGCCUUUUCUUUCUUCUUGCUUGUGUCACUUGCCUGAUACCGUCAGUUUGGGUUAUCUUCCAUAAUAGAGAGUUGAAUCAGAAAUAUGAGCCUGUUUUCACCUUUGACAUUUCUGUUUAUAUUGCUAUUGCCAGUGCAGGUGGCUUAUUAUUUACAGCUAUUCUUUUAUGCCUCUGGUACUGUGCAUGCAAGACUCUACCUUCCCCUUUCUGGCAGCCUCUAUAUUCGCAUGCCCCUAGUGUGCACAGCUAUGCCUCCCAGCCAUAUUCUGCGCGAUCACGGCACUCUGCCAUUGAAAUUGACAUCCCUGUGGUUACACGUACUUCUUAAAAGAAUGGGUCAAGAAAGCCAAACAUUCCUUUAUGUAUUCUCCCCUUAUGCUACCCUGUUUUCCCCAAAAUAAGACAUCCCCUGAUCCCCUAAGCUCAAUCGGGCUUCUGAGCGCAUGGCAAUAAGGCCAAGCGCUUAUUUCAGGUUUCAAAAAAAUAUAAGACAGGGUCUUAUUUUCGGGGAAACACAGUAGCAUUUACAAGUUAAGUGCUUUCCCACAGCUUAGCAACUUCUGCAACUAUAGCAAGGGUGUGUGUAGUUUGGUGACUUUUACUUUCAUUACCUAGAUUGAUAAGAAAUGGGAAUGAGCAGGCUGAAAUACUAGAAGUGACUGCAAAUUUUUAAGGACCUCUGAAACCAGCAGUUUUUGUAAGUUUAUAGAAAAUAACAAACUUUAGUAGGAUCAUCUUACUUUUACAGAACUCAAGCUUCUUCCAUAAAAUAUAGUACUGAAUAAUGCUGUCAUGCUGUUCGUCUUCCAGUAUGUGAACAGUUAAGUACAGAUAGUGCUCAACUUACAACUGUUUGUUUUACAAUGGUUCAAAGUUACAAUGGCCAGAAAAAAUAAUUUACAACCUGCACUUAAUGUCUGGGACACCAUACCUCUGGUCAUGUGAUCACAAUUUGGUGCUUGGCUAUUGGUUUGCAUUUACGACUGGCUGCUGCAUCCUGCAGGUACAUGAGCACAAUUUACUAUCUUCCCAGCUGAUUUAAAUUAUGUCCACUGGGCAUGGUGGAUCUGCUUAAUGAUCACAUGAAUUACUUAACUGUGGUUAUUCAUUUAACAAUUGUAAAAAUGGUUGUAAAAUCCAGUCCAUUUUAUAACUGCAAUAACUUACAAAGGAAAUUCUGGUCACAAUUAUGGUCAUACGUCAAGGACUUCUUAUUCUUUUUACCAGACUACAGAUAGUCCUCUAUUGAUAACCAUUCAUUUAAUGACUGAAGUCUGCAGAAAGUGACUUAUGACCGAUUUUCACACAACCAUUGCAGCAUCUCCAUGAUUCAUGAUUUGGAUGUUUGUCAACUGGUAUGUAUUUACAAAGGUUGAAGAGUCCCAGGGUCAUAUAAUCAGCUUUUGCAAACAUCUGACAAAGUCAGUGGGGAAGCCAGAUUUAGUUAACAACUGUGUUUCUUAACUGCACAAUUCACUUAACAACUGGCAAGAAAGAUAAUAAAUUGGUGCAAAAUUCAUUUAACUUAGCAACAGAAACUUUGGGCUCAAUUGUCAUGUCAAGGACCUACUGUAGUAUCUCUCUAAUUUGAAACAUUUGUAUUUUAAAUCUUUUCUUCACUGAUAGUCAUUUCUUAUUUUUACAAAUAAUAAACUGAUUUUGUCUGAAGCUGAACAGUACAGGUAGUCCUUGACUUACAACAGUUCGUUCAGUGACCCUUCAAAGUUACAAUGGCAAUGAAAAAAGUGACUUAUGACCAUUUUUCACACUUAAGACCUUUGCAGCAUCCCCAUGAUCAUGUGAUCAGAUUUCAAAUGCUUGGCAACUGUUUCAUACAUAUGACCGUUGCUGCAUCCUAAGGCCAUGUGAUCAGCUUUUGUGAAUUUCUCAGAAGCAAAGCCAAUGAGGAAGCCAGAUUCACUUAACUAACUUAUCAACUGAAGUGAUUCACUUAACAACCGUGGCAAAAAAGGUCAUAAAAUGAGGCAAAACUCACUUAAAUGUCUUACUUAACAACAUACAUUUUGGGCUUAAUUGUGGUUGUAACCUGAGGACUACCUGUAAUCGUUUGACAUUCAGUAUGCAAAGUAAUAGUUUAUGUACACUUUCAAUCCUGUGCCUAUUGUGUUUCAUUAGGCACAUACAAAAUAUAUUUGUCAACAUUUUUUAAUGUUUGUUAACUUUGUUCCUAUGAAGAUUGCCAUUUCUAAAGAAGCAUAAUGCUAAUUAGCAGGAGUAAAAUUACAUUGCCUAAGAAAUAUUUUGUUUUGUUAAAAAAAAUGUUAAAACUUUUUUUUUUCAACAAAGAAAAUUAUGUAAAAGUUUUUUAGACAGAACAUGUGAGUAAUGUAACAUCAAUAUCAGACUAGUCUCAGGAUUGAUUAUGGAGGCAAAGUCAAAAGUGUUGAUCAGAUGGACUGCUAUUGCCUAAGGGCUUAUGCUACCAUGAUAUAUAUCCUUUUAUUAUCAAAUAUUUUUAUAACUAAUGUGAAUUUUUUCUUUAUACUUAAAAUAAUAAGUAUUCUAAAUAUUUGUUAACAUAGAAGAAAAUCUUCCUAUUCUAUUGAAAAAUGCCUUUCUGAUUUUAGAUUUUUUUUUUUAAAGUAGAGAAUUAAAUUUAUGGGCUACUUUUUAUAAGUGGUUUCCUGAAAGCCAUGUUCCAAAUAAAUUAUACUGAUAUAGAAUAUUUUUAUAUAAUAUUACAGUUUUGAAGAUGAGAUUAUCAUUAAAAACGCUGUAUUGUUACAUGCAUAUUGGCUUGGUUGUAGAUCCCACUUUGUUUUCUUAUGCAGGAGACUAUGCUUUCAGAAAGAUUGUUUUUUUCCCAUUUUGUGGUAUUUACUGCUUUCUAAGUAGUACCAGAAGCAGAUAUGAACUUUAAAGUAUGCUAUUUGAUCUCUUUUUUAAGCCAAUAAGAAUUUACAAAAGCUUUUAAACAUAUUCUGGAAAUUGAAUUAAAUCUAGUAUCUUUCUUAUUGGCUUCUAAGUAUAUUACUUUUUAAUUUACUUUAAACAGUAAAAGUAGCAAAAAAUAAUUUUAAAAAGCAAAGUUUUGUUUAUGAGCUCUAUUUCUUUAGGUAAAUUAUUGAAAAUUGUUCUGCAUUAAUGUUUAUUUUGCAUUUACCAUUCCAAUUAUAUGCACAUUAACCUGAGUCAUUGGCCUUUUAACUGUUUUGAAUCAGGAAUUUCUCAGAAAUGUUGGGUAUGUAACACUCUUAACAGUGAUAUUUGCACUGUUACAACUAAAAAUAGAAUGUUAGAAAGGAUUUAUAUUUGCACUUAACUGAAAUUCAUAAAUGAGAAAUGAGUACAAUUUCCUUCAAAUAGCUGCAGUUAAUAGAGAAUUACACAAAAAAAACAGCUUCAAAGUGCAGGGCACGUUUUAAGUUAUGUGUUCUGUUAAUGACAAACAUAUAACAAUGCUUUUUGUUCAGUUCUCCCAUUCAGGUAUAAUGUUUCUAUUGUCUUUUGGACAAUUUGGAAAUCUUACAGAAAUACAAUAACUGCAUUCUGAUCAUUUCCUCUUUUUCUGCUUCAAGUCUCAUUUUACCAAUGAGUAGGACUACGAGUGAGAAGCCUCAGAUUAGUCUUAGAAGCUUGAUGGGUGAUUUUGAGCUAGUGACUCUUUUCUCAGGCAACCUACCUCACAGAGUUGUUUUUGCAGGAAAAAUGAAAGGACGUCCUAUGAAUAAUGCUUUAAGCUCCUUGUAUAAAAAAACAAAGGAGGUAUGAAAACAAUUAGCAUACAAUAUAUCAGUUACAUCAUGCAAUAUAAAUGAUGGGGCUAAUGUACUUGGCUUAAAGGCUCUGUUUUACCCUUUGUUAAGGAUAUUGUGUAGUAGUUAAGGUAUCAAGGAGACCAGGAGACAGUGAGUUCUAGUCCCAUCUUAAGCACAAAGCCAGCUGGGCUUUUCAGCCUUAGGAAGGAGGCAAUGGCAAGCCAUUUCUGAAAUCUUGAAAAUUGCAGGGACUUGUCCAGGCAGUUUCUGAUAAUCGGACACAAUUGAAUGUACACACACACACACACACACACUCACUAUAUUGAUCGAGGUGGCAUGGAUAUAGCCACAUAGUCAGUGGAACUGUUUUCCAAAAUAAAUACUCCAUUAUGUACUCUGUACUCUUGUUAGCUCAAGUUCUCUGAAAGAAAGUAUGUCAGGGUGAUCCUUUGGGAGCUGGGUGAGUUUCAUUGAGAUGGUGGAGAAUACACUUUUUAUUAUGGCUGGUGCUUUUAAUAUACGAAGAGGAUGGCUUGGAGAAUGCUUUCAAGGAUUGCUGUAUUUUAGUUUGGUCAUUACUCCAUAGGUAGCUGUUUUAUAUGAAAGCCAUUUUUAUGGAUUUUAACUCAACGUAUUGGGAUUCUUCAAAUACUAACUUACUUUUCUGGGGAUAGCUUUUCAUGGCCAGUUAUCUGUUUAAUAGUAUUGAGCUUCAGGAUUUAGUGAUUGGUUUAGGGAACAGAUUUCCUGACAUUUUGCAGCAAUUCUACCUAGCAUCUUCAGAGACAAAGUUGUCUGCCACAUGGACCGCAGGCAACUGUACAGGAGCUGACUGCUCCUGUUUUUAUAGCCAUACUGUUAAUAAAGUUAUAUAAAACUAUAUAAUUUUGUAAUCUUUAUAUGUGUCCUGACUGACUAUAAAGUCAAGAACCCGGUCAAAUCUUGCUCAGUUACCUAUGGUCUACAUCACUAAAUCUGAAGCUCAAUACUGCCCAUCUUGCUUUUCUGUUUUAAGAGUACAAGGCCUCUAAGCAAAAUGAGAAAGUUACCAUCAGUGCCAGCAUGUUAAGUGGCACCAGAGUAAUAGCUCUGUGCCCUCUGCCUCAUCCUCCAGUUAACCACCUUAAUAUGGGUAGACAAUAUCCCUCACUGAUGCUGAAGAAAAAAUUGAACUGCUUGUCUAGUUGGAUUUUGUAUAUUUUCUUAAUGAAAUAUUUAUUAUAAAUGGACUUUUUGACAGUGCUGACUGCUUGUGCAUGCAGAAACUAUUAAACUGUGACUUGGAUAUAACAUUAAUCUGUUUCUUUUGAAUUUUAUCUUGUCUGGCAUGAUUUAAAUAGAGUAAUUUUUCAAAUACAAAAUUUUGGAUGUGAAUCCCACCACUCAUUUUAGAAUAAAAAUUAUCUUUGUGUUGCAUGGAAAUGUAUUUAAUCAGAGUUGCCUACUGUGAAGAAAUCUGGUUUUGACAUUUAAUAAUAUCUUAUACUAUAGUAUAUGUUUUUAUGUAAAGUGUGUAUUUUUAAUUAAAAAAAUAAAACAUUAUUUUGCAAAGGAUGACAA